This is a messenger RNA of Platichthys flesus (European flounder), 6581 nucleotides long. Its product is annotated as neuropilin-2-like. Gene Ontology annotation, molecular function: semaphorin receptor activity; vascular endothelial growth factor receptor activity. Gene Ontology annotation, cellular component: membrane. The coding region runs from base 939 to 3755 and encodes 938 amino acids. Lineage: Eukaryota; Metazoa; Chordata; Actinopteri; Pleuronectiformes; Pleuronectidae. The transcript has 18 exons. Gene Ontology annotation, biological process: vascular endothelial growth factor signaling pathway; angiogenesis; axon guidance. The record is from RefSeq and is a predicted model, not a curated record.
AGCGGGGAGCGCACUGCCGGAGCUGCUGGUAGAGAGGGGGAGUGAGGGCGAGAGAGAGAGAGGGGAGAGAGACAUUCGUUCAGCACAGAGAGAGAAAGAGAGAGAGAGAGAGAAGGAGGGGGGGAGACAUAGACGCGUGUUGGAGCAGAGGAGAGCUCAGUUUGGAUGAGGAGCAGAGCGGAGAGGCUGCACAUUCAUUUUCUCCCGAUCAGCUUUUACGCACGCACACCGGUGCUGCUGCCGCCUCCUCCGGGACACCUCCGCCUGCGUCCCUGGCGCAAGAGACGGACAUUAUCCCCACAGGGCAGUCGAUGGGACGACAUUUUGCGUUUAUUUUAAUCACAGGUGCUUUUACCAAGUAGACGCGGAAUUUGGAGAUUGAGCCACAGGAGAAGAUCUGGGAAUAUCGAAACAAACAGGGAAAGAGGCGUGGGACAUUUUCUUUCCUCCUUUAUUUGCCAAAACUUAGUUUUUCUUCUGAUGGUUCCCGGUGACUCCAACAAGUAAUUUUUUUUUUUACUUUGUUUGAAUUUUGUCAUUUCCCUCUCAGCCGUGUCAGGUCUGUGUCCCCACGCGCGUCUUGCCUGAGACACGGACCCGGUGCUGUCGGCUGUGAGCACCGACAUGGAUUUCGCGACUUUAAAAACGUGUUUACCGGACGAGCUGCGCUGACCUCAGGCCAGUUUCCUCGACAGAAGACGCGGUGCCAAACACACGGACACAGCCUAAACGAGCAUUACAGUUUCAUCCACUUUGAUAUUGUUGGAGAGGAGAAUCCACGCAUUCGUGGAGGAGUUUGGGCACCGGUUGUGUUGCGCACUAGAGAAAUAGAAAACUGUGGGAAAGGGAGACUGUUGGUUCACAAACUUCUCACAUAUUAAAACCAUAGAAGAAGAUACGAAGUGACUUUUUCUUUCCCACACGUCAGAGGAGAGAAGAUGGAUUUACUCAUAUGGCUCUGUGGAUGUUUACUGGCUUUUCUUUCGCCUUCAGUCAGAGCAGAAGAAGGAGCGUCUGAGCCGUGCGGCGGCUUCCUGGACGCCAGCGAUGCCGGAUACAUCACCACACCUGGCUACCCGCUGGAGUACCCCCCCCACCAGAACUGCCGCUGGGUCAUCACGGCCCCCGAGCCUUCGCAACGCAUUGUCCUCAACUUCAACCCGCACUUUGAGAUCGAGAAGCUGGACUGCAGGUAUGACUACGUAGAGAUCCACGAUGGAAACUCAGAGUCCGCUGACCUACUGGGGAAGCACUGCAGCAACAUCGCCCCCGCACCAAUCAUAUCGUCCGGCCCCUCGCUCCACAUCAAGUUCGUAUCGGACUACGCCCACCAGGGGGCAGGCUUCUCGCUGCGCUACGAAAUCUUCAAAACAGGUUCAGACUGUUCCCGUAACUUCACCAGCCCCUCGGGUCUCAUCGAGUCUCCGGGCUUCCCCGACAAAUACCCGCACAACCUGGAGUGCUCCUUCAUCAUUGUUGUCCCUCCCAGCAUGGACGUCACCCUCAGCUUCCUCACCUUUGACCUGGAGAACGACCCCCUGCCGGGCGGAGAGGGGGACUGCAAAUACGACUGGCUUGAGGUCUGGGACGGGCUCCCUGGAGUGGGCCCUCUGAUUGGCCGUUACUGUGGGACCAGGGUGCCUCCCGAGAUCCAAUCAUCUACCGGGAUUCUCUCGCUGGCCUUCCACACUGACAUGGCCGUGGCCAAAGACGGCUUCUCGGCCCGAUACAACAUGACGCACAAGGAAGUCAGUGAGAAUUUCCACUGUAGCAACGCCUUCGGUAUGGAGUCGGGAAAGAUAACAGACGACCAGAUCACGGCCUCGUCCAGUUUCUAUGAUGAGCACUGGCUGCCGCGACAGGCCCGACUCAACUACCACGACAACGGAUGGACGCCCAACGAGGACAGCAACAAGGAAUACGUUCAGGUGGAUCUCCACACUCUGAAGGUGCUGACCGGCAUCGCCACGCAGGGCGCCAUUUCGAAGGAAACUGAAAAGGCGUACCACGUCACCACCUUUAAGCUGGAGGUCAGCACCAACGGGGAGGACUGGAUGGUCUACAGACAUGGCAAGAAUCACAAGGUUUUCCAUGCCAACGUGGAUGCCACAGAGGUGGUCCUCAAUCGGAUCCCUCAGCCGGUCCUGGCCCGCUUCGUGCGAGUCCGACCUCAGACCUGGAAGAACGGCAUCGCGCUGCGCUUCGAGCUGUACGGCUGUCAGAUCACCGAUGCUCCCUGCUCAGAGCUACAGGGCAUGUUGUCUGGGCUGCUGCCAGACUCCCAGAUCUCGGCCUCCUCCAUGAGGGACAUCCACGGCUCCAUGGGUGCAGCCCGACUGGUGGCCAGUCGGUCCGGCUGGUUCCCCAACCCGACACAGCCUAUCGCUGGAGAAGAGUGGCUCCAGGUGGACCUGGGUGUGCCCAAGAUGGUGCGAGGCAUUAUUACCCAGGGUGCAAGAGGGCUGGAGGGCAGCACCAGUGCCGAGAACAGGGCAUUCGUCAGGAAGUACAAACUGGCGCACAGCUUGAACGGCAAAGACUGGACAUCCAUCACUGACAGCAAGACUGGGUUCGCCAAGAUUUUCGAAGGCAACGGCCACUACGACACUCCGGAGGUGCGGAGGUUCGAGGAGAUAGUGGCCCAGUUCAUCAGAGUGUUUCCGGAGAGGUGGUCGCCCGCUGGGAUCGGCAUGAGGAUGGAGGUCCUCGGCUGUGAACUGCCAGAGUCCACCACUGUACCUGACACAAUGACCCCCACUGUGCCCAGAGUGGAAAUGACCACUGCUGCAAUGAGAUCUGCCACCACUCCAUCGCUGUCGGCCGUCUGUGACUUUGAGCAGAGCUUGUGCGGCUGGUCGGCUGAUCCCCAGUCAGGUGUGAGCUGGUCCCUGCACACAGCCGGCAGCAGCUCAACAGGACACGACACACACGAGACCCGGCAGGAUCUGGCACUGGGAUCAGACAAUUUUUCAGGGAACUACCUCCACAUGGACGCCGGCGCCCACACCCAGCGCAAGCGAGCGCGGCUGCUGAGCCCCGAGGUGGGCCCCGAGCGAGGCCCGCUCUGCCUCCUCUUCUACUACCAACUCCAGGGGGAGGCGCAGGGGAGCCUGAGGGUCCUGCUGAGGGACAACGACCAGGAGGAGACGCUGCUGUGGGCGCUCAAGGGAGACCAGGGGCCACACUGGAGGGAGGGCCGCACCAUCCUGCCCCAGAGCCCCAAAGAGUAUCAAGUGGUGUUUGAAGGUUUUUUCGAUCACUCGACCCGAGGCCACAUCAGAAUAGACAACAUCCACAUGAGCAGCAGCAUGGAGCUGGAGCAGUGCACACAGCCUUUCCCUGCCUUAACUCCUGGAAUAAACAACCCCAGACCCAUGGAUUUCGGAAAAGAUCCUGUUUACAACGGCAAGCACCCAAUCAAUGGCGAAUACCUCUUCCCCGGGUGGCCAUCCUCCUUCUCCACCCCCUCCUCCUCUGACAUGGACCACCCCUCCGUCACCCUGGUGUCGGAGAAGGAUAAGGACAACGCCUGGCUGUACACGCUGGACCCCAUCCUCCUCACCAUCAUCGUGAUGAGCUCCCUGGGCGUCCUGCUGGGGGCCGUGUGCGCCGGCCUGCUCCUCUACUGCACGUGCUCCUACAGCGGGCUCUCCUCGCGCUCCUCCACCACGCUGGAGAACUACAACUUCGAGCUGUACGACGGCAUCAAGCAUAAAGUCAAGAUCAACCAGCAGAGGUGCUGCUCAGAGGCGUGAAGAGAGGGAGGAGAACUCUGGAGAAAGACGGGGGAAGGACGUGUUCCAUGAUCCCUGUUUAGUUUGCGGUUCGGACUAAGAAAACACAAAAAAGAAGCACUACCUGCUAUUUCAAUCCCCAGAGUCCCCUCUCUUGUUACCUCCACUCUCUGAUGUCUAAAGGGGUGAGGUUCAUCCCCCACCUCCUUGUGUGCCAGGGGGAAACUUGUGAUCUUGAUUUCCCCUACCCACUAGGAGGCCUCGACCAGGGGAACAUCUGACCCCAGUCCUCCUCUACUUACAGCACCAUAUCUCCUACGCCUGCAGGAGAGAGCCUGCUCGAUUCUAAAAAGCCUGUGAAUGAAUGAAGGAAUGAAUAAAUGAAUAUGAAUGAAUAUAACCCGCAAGCCACUGGAAUCAAGCUGCGAACGGAGAAGGACCAGAGCACCCCGGGACAAUCUGGACAUUUGACAGAUGACAGCAGAUUCGGGGGUGAAAGUAUUGAUGAUUUUUACCCCUCGGCCGGAGGGCAACUCAAAUUGUGAGCUUCUGAAUGUGUCCAAUUAAGACUCAAUCAAAAAAACGUUGGCAAAGACUUCAGCAGCAGUGGACCGUUUAACAUGGGUACUUUGACUGAAAUCAACACAUAUCAAGUGAAUGCCUAACCCCCCCAUGCCCCCGCCCCCCCCCCCCCUACCUAAAGAAGUAUAAAAAGAUAUCAAAAAACACACAACUCUAAUGAAUCUAGAUUUCUAAAGGUGAAGAAGGAAACGAGGAUGAAAAAGGACAUUUUCAUUUUGUUUUUCAUUUUGUUUUCCCCAGAAGUUUUUCUAUAUAUAUAUAUAUACAUAUAUAUAUAUAUAUAUGAGUUCUGUCCAUUAGCCUGCCGUGCGGCACACGCUCGCUCCGUCGUCUGCCCUCGGCCUGCGCUUCGUGAAACCAGUGGCAUAGAAGAGUAACGGUGACUGUUUUGUUUUAGACUUGUGUUUGUUUCGGGAGAAAAAAGGUUAAAGGAAAAAGUCAGCUUCAGUUCGUAGCCGCCCUGUAGAGCUCUUAUGUCAUUUUUUAGACUUGCUUUAUCGUUGUGUUGGACUACAUGGUCUUAACUGUUACUUCAGCCCUUUUUCUAUUUUGGCACAUUUUCCACGACAGAUUAUGAGUCUUUAAGAAAAGAGAAAAGGUCAAAUGAGAAGGAGGACAGUGAAUUAGAGGUUUAUCUAAAUCUAACAUGCUGUUUAUGGAGUCGUGCUUUAGAUUCAGUAUUCUAGAGUUUGUCUUUGGUAUAUAUCUAUAUUUUUUGCUUUCCAGACUGUAUGAUGCCCAGAUGAUGGACAGACACUGUGCGAACAAAAUGUCAGUGAUUGUUUAACUGCAACCUAUGGAUUGCCAAAGAGCUGUGUACGUGCACAGGGGUCUGAACAAGUGUUAGAAAGAGGCCGGGUGGAAAAACGGACUGAUCAAUCACCCUGCCUUUUAUCCACCUCUCUUAAUGUCGCCCCGUGAAUGAAGGACGCCCAAAAAUGGAAGGAAGGAAGGAAGGAAGGACACAGUGACUAAAGGAGGAGAGUGGAAAUUGUACCGUCGACUUUCUUGGACACACAAUUGAGCCUUAAGCUAAUUACAGUAUACGCUGUAUCGGAGGACAGCCAUUGAGGAGGGCCAGUGCUGCUGGAGAGACUGAUGAACAGCAGGAGAUCACACACAAACACACACACACACACACACACACACACACACAUAAAUAAAGACAGUCAGAAAGAAAGAGAGAGAGAGAAAGGAAAAUGGGUACAUCCAGGAUUCAUUAUCGUUUAUACAGUUGCCUGCUGAGGAGAGAGGACCUAAGGAAAUAUUGAGAGUAAAAUAUGUUCAUAAGUUUCCUUGCAACGUUCUUGUUGUGGCAAAUGAAGCAGACUUUUCAUAGUCGUGUUUAGUCAACUAAAACUUAUUUGUAAAGUUCUCGAAAGAUCAUGUUUCUAAUUAAAAAAGAAAAGUCGAUAAGGCCGACUGAUUUAAAGUGAAAACUUCUGGCAUUAUACGUGAUUGCUUUGUGCAUUGGGCCAGCCGCCCUGAUCUGUAGAGUAUUUAUGUCACAUUAUCUGUGGCUAGUUGAAUUAAUGGGAGACUUUUGCAUUAUGAGCCCUAAUGGUCAACACAAAACAUGGAGACAAAGAAAAGCAGUAUAGGAAAACAUGUCCCACUUGUUGUAUCUUUGCCUGGAGCCCCACUCUUUCUUUUUAUCUUUCUCUCAUCUUUCCUCUGUCAAGGGUAUGUAUGGAUACAACCAGGAGGCCUAUUGAGAUAUUGAGAGGAAUUUGAAAGGUGGUCAGAGGAGAGAUGGAGGGAUGGAAACAGGAGAGAGAGAGGGAGAGAGAGAGAGAGAGACAGAAGGUUUUCAUGUCCAUCUAACUGUGUUUUCAUUGGACUUUUUUCCAAGUGCCUUGGAGCUCUCUUAUUGUCUCUCUCCAUCGCUCUCUCUCUCUCUCACCAGUUGUCUCUCGACUCAACUCUUUUUUAACAGUAAAGGCAGAUCAGAGAAUACAUUAUGAGACACACAAUCAUCUACACAAAGAACACUGCAUAUAUGCACAGCUCCUCUCUCUCUUUCUUUCUCUCUCUCUCUCUCUCUCUCUCUCUCUCGAUUUUAACUUAGUAUUACCUCUUCUCUCUCGAUGGAUUCUCACACACUCAUACACACACACACACACACACACACACACACACACACUCUACAUUAAGACAUAAUUACGGCACUGGCCAGAAAACUCAAACUGUUGUUUGUAGACUUUGUACAGAAGAAUUUCUUUUUUAAUGUUAUUAUUAUUAUUUAAUAAAGGCUAAAUAACAAAU